This is a messenger RNA of Tripterygium wilfordii, 1966 nucleotides long. Its product is annotated as serine carboxypeptidase-like 31. Gene Ontology annotation, cellular component: vacuole. The transcript is spliced from 10 exons. The coding region runs from base 529 to 1707 and encodes 392 amino acids. Gene Ontology annotation, biological process: proteolysis. Lineage: Eukaryota; Viridiplantae; Streptophyta; Magnoliopsida; Celastrales; Celastraceae. The record is from RefSeq and is a predicted model, not a curated record. Gene Ontology annotation, molecular function: serine-type carboxypeptidase activity.
CAAGAAAUUUAGAGUAAAUUUGAAUUGAACUUGUAAUCAUAAAUAGUUCUGGAAUUCUUAUCAAAACGGUCCUUUAGACCCUCAGAUCUAACAUGGCCUUCAAGGUCAAGGGACAAAAACAGGCAAAACCCAUCUGGGCGAGGAAAAUUGGGGUUGACUGGAAAGUCCAGCUGAUGUCAUUGCCAGGGGAGGGUUUGAGAGAGGGAGCCAGGAUCUGGUCAAAAGGGAAAGGCCUCUUGGUGAAUUGUAAAAAGAAGUUGAGCUUUUGACUCCGUGUGUUUUGUAGUAGUUUUCUUCAGAGGUGUUUCCCCAAUAAUAGGCAAUAAUAGUGAAGGUGUUGAUUUUCUUGCUCUUCCUGCAAUUUUGAAGUGGAAAUUUGUGGUUUUUGAUUGGGGCUUUCUUUAUGUUGCUUUGACUCGUGUUGGGCUGGACUCGAAAAGCUUUGUGGUUCUUUUGAGACUCUAUCAGGUUUUGAUGUGGUUUUCACCUUCUAUGACAAAAGGUUAAUCUGAACGCUUGACAUCUUCUAUGACAAAACCAGACUUAAAGUUUAAGAAAGGUCCUGGGUGCUCUUCUGUGGGUUAUGGAGCAACACAAGAGAUUGGUCCAUUUAUAGUGGACAGUGAUGGACUUGGACUUAAAUACAAUCCUUAUUCAUGGAAUAGAGAGGCCAACAUGUUAUUCUUGGAAUCACCAGUUGGAGUUGGCUUUUCCUAUUCAAAUACAACUAGUGAUUAUAAUAAACUGGGAGAUGAUUUUACAGCAAAUGAUGCUUAUACUUUCCUACACAUGUGGUUUCUCAAAUUUCCAUCAUAUAAAGCGCGGACGUUUUACAUCGCAGGGGAGAGCUAUGCAGGAAAAUAUGUCCCAGAACUAGCUGAGUUUAUUUAUGACAAGAAUAAAGACCCUUCUUUCUAUAUCAAUCUUAAGGGUAUUUUGUUGGGCAAUCCUGAAACUUCCGAUGCUGAGGACUGGAGAGGUUUGGUAGAUUAUGCAUGGAGCCAUGCUAUAAUAUCCGAUGAACUCCACAAUAUAAUCAGUGAAAGUUGCAAUUUCGAGAGCAACGAUACAUGGAGCAACGAUGACUGCAAUCAAGGUGUGGAAGAAUUACUUGGGCAGUACAAGGAGAUAGAUAUUUACAGCCUUUACACCUCGGUAUGCAUUGGCAAUUCAGCAACCACGGAUGAGAAAUCCACGCAAAUCACGUUUACAUACAACUCUAAAAUGAUGCCAAGGAUUAUGGGUGGUUAUGAUCCAUGUCUGGAUGAUUAUGCAAAAGCGUUCUACAAUAGACCAGAUGUUCAAACUGCACUCCAUGUUAGCGAUGGUCAACAGCUAAGGAAGUGGACCAUUUGCAAUGAGAAGAUGUAUCAUGACUGGGUAGACUCAAAAUCAUCUGUUAUUCCGAUAUACAAGAAGCUUAUUGCAGCUGGACUCAGAAUAUGGAUCUAUAGUGGAGACACGGACGGAAGAGUUCCUGUAUUGUCGACAAGAUACAGCUUAGGCUCCCUGGGGCUACGCAUCACUAAGGCGUGGCGCCCGUGGUACCACCAGAAGCAGGUGAGUGGUUGGUUUCAAGAAUACGAGGGGCUGACCUUUGCAACGUUUAGAGGAGCGGGGCAUGCAGUGCCUAUCUUCAAACCAAGCAACUCACUCACGUUGUUCGCAUCAUUUCUUCUGGGGGAAACUCUACCUUCUGCACGAUGAGUUAGCAGCAGCAGUGCCACAAUGGCUCCAACUGUGCCUAGUUCUCCAAAAUUUUGGGUUUAAUAUAAUAAGCUAGCUAGCUAGUGUUGUGAAAGUGUGGUGAGAGCAACAAAUGGUGAUGAAAACAAAUGAAUAUGUGAUGAUGUUCAGAUCUUGGCUAGUUAGAGGAUUAUUCACACAUGGAUCCACUAACAAUUAUAUAGGAAUAAAUUCAGAUGAAAUAUGGUGAGAAUUUAUAUAUAAUAUCCUCUUGUUCCUU